Molecule: messenger RNA, 541 nt
Organism: Oncorhynchus masou masou (cherry salmon)
Lineage: Eukaryota; Metazoa; Chordata; Actinopteri; Salmoniformes; Salmonidae
Product: tripartite motif-containing protein 2-like
Exons: 5
Coding region: 233-541 (102 amino acids)
Source: RefSeq, a predicted model, not a curated record
UGCAGACCACCCCACGGGACCGCUAUCAGCAGCUCUGGAGACACACAGAGACGGCCUGCAGGAGAGACUGACUGCUGCACAGAACAGACUGCCUCAGAUCUCGGAGGCCCUGGUGUCUCUGAGAGAGAUCCUACAGCAGCUGACCAAUCAGAGAGCUUUGAUCGAGGAGGACAUCCACGUCAGCUUCGAAGAGCUCCACAAGACCCUGGACGUCAGGAAGAGUGUCCUACUGAUGGAGCUAGAGGUCACCUACGGACUGAAACAGAAGGUCUUGCAGGCCCAGCUGGACACCUUACUCCAUGGCCAGGGGGGUAUCGUUGACACAUGUACCCAGACAGAGGAGACCCUGAGCGUGGAGGCCCGUGCCACGAGCCUGCAGGCUGAGAGAGGCCUUGGGGAGAGGCUGAGGGAUCUGGCCAGCCAAGGGCUACCGUUCCAGGCUGAGGAGAACGAUCAGCUGGAUUUACUGAUGGAGACAGAGGGGCUGAGAAAGUCUAUCCACAAACUGGGGACUAUCAUCACGACCAGUAAAUCCAGCUGA